UUCAAUGUAGCUUUGCUUAGCCGGAAAAGUUUCCAACUAUAUUCAUCCAGCACACCAGAAAGCAGGUCUGCUUUGAUGACCCUAAGCAAGAGGUUGAAUUUCAUCAGUGGGCAGAGAAAACCCCAAAACUGUAGCUCCGUGGCCAUAAGGAUGCUGUGUGUCAAAGAUAUCUCAUAUAUGUUUUGUAGGAAAAAACACAUACAACUGCAGAUGGAGCCAUUUUCUGUUAAUGAAACUAUGCAUUUUUGUGGCAAUAUCAGGGACUGUACUAAAUCAAAUAAUGUGUGGAUGGAUGAACAAUUAUUUUUCAAGAAGUUUAACAACCUUUCUGUAUCAAAAGACAUUUUUUACUUUCUUAGCUCUUUAGCUGUCAUGUCUGCUACUAUGGCCUCAGGAGCCCUGCAGAGGAUUUCUGAAGUUGAGGUGGAUGACAACGGUCUUAAAAACCCUGAACUGUUAGAGAAUAAAGUUUUCAGAGCAUUAUGCUUACAGUUUGAAUUUGAAUCCUCAAAACUGUCAAACAUGGAGCUGCUGAAUGCAUUGCAGGCUUUGAUAAAGCUUUGUAAAGAUCCUCAGAGCACGCUGAUGACAAGCCUGCUUUCAGAGAGCAGAGAGCGGCUUGGCAGGGGACAGCUGACUGCUGAAAAUCUUUGUGCUCUUGGAGAGAGUUUGCUUGAGUUAGAAGGCCCAAGUUGUGUGAUGCUGGAACUAAUGAACUACAUGCAAGAUAGAGACAUUGAGAGGUGGAGUCCCAGGGAAUUAAUGAUGGUUUAUAAGAUACUGCAGGUAACUGUGAGGGAAGGGAAACAAUGCCCAAACUUGCUAAACAGACUGAACAAUGUCACUUUACACAAAGUUUCUGAGCUAAAUCUAAGCUUUUCAAGUGUAAUACUGAAUUCACUGGUGAUUCUUUGUCAGACUGGGGCAGUUCCCUUAGUCACUGCACUGUGUAAACAUUCAGUGAAGUAUGUUCCCUAUUUCACAGAUCAUGAACUGGUAAAUGUACUGGAAGCUUUCCUAUACUUUGGACAAAAAUUGCAAAUUUUUACAGAGGCACUGGAAAGACAUGUCCCCAGGUCCAUCCUCACCAUGCAUCCAGUCAGCAAGGUCAUACAUUAUUGCUGCAAAAAGAUGAUCCUUUCAAAGCCCAUCUUUGAAGUAACAGAAGGUUUCAUUUCCAAUACUGAACUUACCACUGACCAGAUUGCUGUGUAUAUUGUCUCGUUUGGGACUCUUAACUACCUAACUCCAAGUGCUUCUUCCUUGUUUAGGAAGUUUGAAACUGUGCUGCAUAGCCACCUGAAGCACUUUGAGCCUCACACCUUGUUGAACUUGUCACAAUUGUGUGUCCUUAUUCAACGUUAUCCAAUAAAUUUUCUGCCAAGAAUAUUUAGUCCCUAUUUUCUGCAAAAGCUUCAAGCUCAGCCACCUGGUUUGAACAGAAUUGUUAUGUCCCAGCUAACCCAGCUUUUUCUGACUGUCACCCUGGAGUGCCCAUUUUAUGACGUACCUGAAACUCCUUUCAAAUACCAGGUAAAGGCAUGUCCCACACCUCACAGUUCUCCUGACGUUCACCUCUUUAAAAGGGUGAAGACAAGAUUACUUUAUUUACUGAAAAAAAGAAUAUAUUUUGCAUCAGCGGUAUCAACACCCUAUUUCUAUGUAGUUGGUAAGUAUAAUUUCUUUGGAUUAGUAAUUUAAUCUGUAUAUGGUGCCAAAGCGUUCAUUUCCUUUGUGGGCAUUCUAAGUUCUGCAAAUGCAGAAAAAGUAAACUGGGAUACAAAUUUCUAUAAAAUAUCUGAAGUUUGGGAACUUUAAGUAAAUAAUUUAUAAAGUCAGAGAAAGGAAAAUGGAGAGAAAAGCACAGCAUUAAUUGGUAUUUACGCAGCCACUCUGCAUUGAAAACAGCUGCUAACAGCUGCUUGUAUUCUGUAUUUUUAAUAUCACCUCUUUAUCUGUUAAACAAUUUGUAUAAUGUAAAGCAAAAUCAGGCAAUGCCACUUGCCUGAUCUCUCUGCUUUAGUGGUGAGUAGAGAAAGGAAAGUGGUCAGCUGGCUGCCCUGCUCAGCUGGACUCCUCUCCCCUCAGCAAGAGCUGUUAGCAACACAGUCAAUGGGGUUUGUGGGUUGUAAGACAGGAGUGAGCAAAAUAAACUGUUGUGUGCAGCAGGAAACACAGAAGGCAGUGAUGAGGAAAGGCACAUGCCCAGGAGAGGUGGAUGAUAAUAAUGUUGUAAAUAAAAUUAGAAUUAGACAACUAGGUCUAUUGAGUUAGCAGCAAUUUAAUAACAAAAAAAAAAAGAAAACAAAUUAGUGAAUUGAAUACAAGAAUACAAUUUAAUAGAAGAAUACAAUUUAGUGAAUUGAAUAGUAAUUUGGUAUAAAAGGAAUACAAUUUAGUAAAAGAGUACAAUUUAGUCAAUACAUUCAGAUAUAUAUAUAUAUAUGUAUGUGUGUGUGUGUAUGUGUGUGUGUGUGUGAAUACAGUUUGGCAGUAUUUGAGUAUGAUUAAAGCAUAAGCAAA
Messenger RNA from Pseudopodoces humilis (Tibetan ground-tit), 2523 nucleotides. It is a transcript of the gene FASTKD3, whose product is annotated as FASTK mitochondrial RNA regulator 3. NCBI's taxonomy places the organism in Eukaryota, Metazoa, Chordata, Aves, Passeriformes, Paridae. Gene Ontology annotation, biological process: mitochondrial RNA processing; regulation of mitochondrial mRNA stability. Gene Ontology annotation, cellular component: ribonucleoprotein granule; mitochondrial matrix. Gene Ontology annotation, molecular function: RNA binding. The record is from RefSeq and is a predicted model, not a curated record.